AUGUGGGGUACUGUGCUCCCCCUUUUCCUCUUGGCAGCUGUCCUGCCUUCCGUGUGGCUGACUGAGCAGAAGAAGGCCCUGGAUGAAUAUGUGGAGACGUAUGACUCUUAUUACAGUUACACUCUCAAGAAGAAAGAGACCAGGCUUGACACAACUAUCUAUACACUCAACAUGACCUCCCUGAAAUGGCUGAAUGAAUCUGAAGUGGACAGAUCAAUUUGGUGGCAUGAGCUGUUCAUUGUGGUGCCAAAAGUCCAAAUAAUGAAGGACUCGUGUUUGUUGAUUCCUAACUCUGGAAGAAAUGAUGGUGUGCCUAUUCCAGAUUUUGACUAUAACCUUGAUGACAUCAUUGAUGUAGCAAAAUCUACUGGCUCGUGUGCAGCUCUUUUGAGGCAGAUCCCAAACCAACCAAACACCUUCCAUAAAAUUCCGAUCCAAGAAUGCAAGAAAAGGUCUGCAGAUGGAGGAUUGAGUUGUUCAUGGUGGAAGUUCCUGAAUGACAAGACUGCUCAGCCACACACACUGUUACAGUUCCCAAUGGUCAAGGCCACUGUUCGAGCCAUGGACACUAUAACUGCUUUCCUGCUGAAAGAAUCUAAUAGAAAAAUGAAUGUAGCAAAAUUUACAUUGGCAGGCAUUUCCAAGCGUGGCUGGAGCUCUUGGCUCACAGCAGCAGUGGACAACAGGGUGGUUUCAUUUUUUCCAUUCCUUGCUGAUCUUUUGAAUAUGAGUGAGAAUUUGCAUCACCAAUACCGAUCAUAUUGUGGAUGGACCUUUUUACUGAAGCCUUUACGUAAUACAAACAUAACUCAACAGUUGGAUGAACCCCGGUUCAAGGAAAUGGCGUCACAUAUUGAUCCUCUAGAAUACAAUGGACGAUACAGUAAGCAGGCCAAGUACAUAAGUGUUGCAGCAGGAGAUGAAAUUUUCCAGCCUGAUGAUUCCCACUAUUAUUUUUCUGAACUGACAGGAGAGAAACUUUUCCGGAUCAUUCCCAAUAUUGGUCACACUCACACACUUUUUCUAGGCCAAAGGGUAACUCUUCUGGAUUCACUCAAAGCCUUUUAUGUCAGCACCAUGCAGAAUCUGAGAAGGCCCCAAGUCUCCUGGAACAGGAUGGAGACAAAUAGUUCUGGCAUCAUUCAUCUCUUCACAGAUCAAGAGCCCUCCUCAACCAAGUGUUACUUUGCAAACACCUUUGGCUCUAAAAGGCGAGAUUUUCGGUUAGUUGUGGGUCCUGGUAUACCUAACCCUGUACUAUGGUGUCAGUGCAGGGUUGAAAAAGUGAUGCCAGGUGUUUAUAAAGCAGAAGUGGACAAGCCAUCAAAGGGAUGGAGAGGAUUCUUUAUAGAGGUCACUUUCCCAGGACCCGGGGACAAUACUUUCGUGUUCACAUCAGAGCUUCACAUCAUACCAGACACAUUUCCAUGCAUGGAAUGCAAGGGAGAACAGUGCUAUGGUAAAUUAGUCUGA
This is a messenger RNA of Sceloporus undulatus (fence lizard), 1473 nucleotides long. Its product is annotated as autocrine proliferation repressor protein A-like. The record is from RefSeq and is a predicted model, not a curated record. The coding region runs from base 1 to 1473 and encodes 490 amino acids. NCBI's taxonomy places the organism in Eukaryota, Metazoa, Chordata, Lepidosauria, Squamata, Phrynosomatidae. The transcript is spliced from 13 exons.